Trematomus bernacchii (emerald rockcod) is the source of this 2175-nucleotide messenger RNA. RefSeq lists its product as uncharacterized. Lineage: Eukaryota; Metazoa; Chordata; Actinopteri; Perciformes; Nototheniidae. Bases 235 to 1206 code for a protein of 323 amino acids. Gene Ontology annotation, molecular function: aldose reductase (NADPH) activity. The transcript has 10 exons. Gene Ontology annotation, cellular component: cytosol. The record is from RefSeq and is a predicted model, not a curated record.
CUGAUAAGACACAGGAGAGAGGAAGAGGUGAGGGGAAGGACAGAGAGAGAGAGAAUGAGAGAAACAUAUCAGAUAGAGAAGUAAGAUCAGCAGAGAAAAAGGAAGGACGUUGACUCAGCAGUUGCAGUGUGAGGUGAAAAGAGGAAGAGGAAAGCUGUGAGUGUGUGAGAGUGUGUGUGUGAGAGUGUGUGAGUGUCACUCUGCUGACCUGCUCCUGCCGUGGUAAACGUCUCCAUGGAGGAGCCUCAGGUGUCCCGUUCCAUAGAGCUGAGUGACGGCUCACUGAUGCCAGCGCUGGGGCUCGGGACCUGGAAGCCCUCCCCUCUCCCCCCCUCCUCGGUGCAGGGUGCAGUGGAGGCAGCCAUCGCCGCGGGUUACCGUCACAUAGACACCGCCCACAGCUACAACAACGAGGUUCACAUCGGAAAGGCCCUGCGCUCCAAGAUGCAGCAGGGCAUCAUCAGGCGCCAGGACAUGUUCAUCGUCAGUAAGCUGUGGCUUACCCAUCAUGCGCCAGAGGACAUCCCUGUGUGCCUGGAUAAGUCCCUGAAAGACCUCCAGCUGGACUACCUGGACCUGUACCUCGUGCAUUUCCCUGUUGGCCUAAAGAAAAUGGGAGAUGAGCUUUUCCCGAAGAAGGAUGGAAAGAUGUUGACCUCUGACAUCGACUAUGUGGAUGUGUGGAGGGGCAUGGAGGCCCUGCAGGCCUCAGGGAAGGUGAGGAGCAUCGGGGUGUCUAACUUCAGCGUCCUGCAGCUGCAGAGACUCCUGGCUCUGUGCAGGGCCCCCCCCGCUGUCAACCAGAUCGAGCUGCAUCCCUACCUGGUGCAGUCUGAGAUGAUCGAGCUAUGUAAAUCCAAGAACAUCGUGCUGACUGCCUUCAGUCCCUUUGGCUCACCUGCAAGACCCCCAGAGCUGCUGAGAGGAGAGACUGAUCCUCUGAGGCUGCUGGAGGACCCCGUGGUGGCAGAUAUCGCCCAGAAGCACAGACACAGCCCCGCACAGGUGUUGCUCAGGUUCCACGUGCAGCAGGGUGUUGCAGUCAUCCCGAAGAGUGACAAGCCUCAUCACAUCCUGGAGAACACAAAGAUCUUUGACUUCAGUCUGACUGAAGAGGACAUGCAAGCCCUGAGAGGACUGGACCGAGGGUGGAGGUCCUGCCUGCUGGAGGAAGUCAAGUCUCACCCGUACUACCCCUUCGUAUGAAGCUGCCAGAGGAUGAGUGGAGAGGAGGCGGCACACUGCACCUACUGACACGUCAACAAGACCUCAGACAGCCUCACACUGCCAUUCAGUGUGCCUUACUGCACAAGAAUAAUCAUAUAGUAGUGUAGUGGCCAGCAUAGUGAACCCGGAAAUGUUGAGUACCCCAAAGUUCUAUGUUAGAAAUGUAUAGUUGGGUCCCCUGAAGAUAGAAACUGUUUGCACAAUAAGCAUCAGUAUCAUGAUUAGCAUUAAUGGCAUUACAGCUCACUGUAUUUGAACAACAGCCGAUUUGGACAACUUUUGAGUGGUUUUGGAGGUUAUUGAGGAUGCGGGUUUAACCUAAAAGUGUCCAUAUCUGUCGUCCCAGGUUGACUACCAUGAGCAGUGUUGCAACCAUUGGAUAUAGACAGCACAAUAUAAAAAUGUGAAGAAACCUUGAGGACAGAGGAGGAUCUCUCUCCCAGGACGGAUAGACUUGCAGUGUCGUGUAAAUUGAAAAGAUAAUACAUUUACAACAUAGGUAGCCCAAAUGCUUGAAAAUGCAUGUGCCUAUAAAAAAGGAUAUGAACCCAGGUGGAUGUCAACAAUCCUGUGGGAGCCAUCAGAGAAGUAGUAUGAGAGUCAGGCAGGACCACAGAGACAGGUUCAGCCAAGACACAUAAUUGUAUUUAAUGCUAAUUAAUGCAACUUGCUAAUUGUAGUUAGCAUCCCAUACUAAUAUAUAUUAUAAUAAUAUAUAUAUAUUAAUGUGUUAAAACUUUGGGGUUCUGACACAUUUCUGGGUUCACUAUAGGACUGUAAGCUGGAAACUCUAAUGUGCAGGUGAACACACAGUUUAAGAAGAUUCAGCUUUCAAAUGAGAUUGUAAUAUAUUUAACCAACAAAUAUCAGUGCCCUGAUAAGCUUUUACAAGUGAAGUGAUUUGUUUUAUAAUGUUCCAUGUUUUGAAUAAAAUACUUUGCCGUUACA